Dalotia coriaria is the source of this 1676-nucleotide messenger RNA. RefSeq names its product 26S proteasome regulatory subunit Rpt1 (gene Rpt1). The transcript is spliced from 5 exons. The coding region runs from base 136 to 1440 and encodes 434 amino acids. Lineage: Eukaryota; Metazoa; Arthropoda; Insecta; Coleoptera; Staphylinidae. Gene Ontology annotation, biological process: proteasome-mediated ubiquitin-dependent protein catabolic process. Gene Ontology annotation, molecular function: ATP binding; ATP hydrolysis activity; proteasome-activating activity. The record is from RefSeq and is a predicted model, not a curated record. Gene Ontology annotation, cellular component: proteasome regulatory particle, base subcomplex.
UAACAUUUUAGUGAGGUUAGGAUCGAAAAUUUGGCUUGUAAUGCCGAUGACUGACCAUUCUUAGGCGCCUAACGUCGGCGCUCAGAUCAGUCUUGUUUUGUCUCAGUUAGCGAAACUCACAAAUUAUACAUUAAAAUGCCUGAUCAUCUCGGGGACGAUAUGCGCAAAUUGCGGACGGAUGAGCGUGAACUGGAGAAAGAUAUCAAAUCUCUGGAUGAAGGGGAUAUUCAUUUACUAAAAACAUACGGCCAAGGACAAUAUACAAAACCAAUCAAAGGUGUUGAAGAUGACAUUCAGGUUAUAAUCAAGCGAGUGAAUGAACUGACAGGUAUUAAAGAAUCAGAUACUGGCUUGGCAGCACCAGCACUAUGGGAUUUGGCGUCAGAUAAGCAAACAUUGCAGAAUGAACAGCCACUGCAGGUGGCAAGAUGUACCAAAAUCAUUAAUGCUGACACUGAUGAUCCCAAAUACAUCAUCAAUGUCAAACAAUUUGCUAAAUUCGUGGUGGAUUUGGCUGAUUCUGUUGCGCCAACCGAUAUUGAAGAGGGAAUGCGCGUCGGUGUGGACAGGAAUAAAUAUCAAAUCCAUAUUCCUCUGCCACCGAAAAUCGAUCCGACUGUGACAAUGAUGCAGGUUGAAGAGAAACCAGAUGUCACCUACAGUGAUGUGGGUGGGUGCAAGGAACAAAUUGAGAAGCUGAGAGAGGUAGUGGAGACUCCCCUGCUACAUCCUGAGAAAUUCGUCAAGUUGGGCAUUGAACCACCCAAGGGUGUCCUGCUCUUCGGCCCUCCUGGUACUGGUAAAACUUUAUGCGCACGAGCUGUUGCCAACCGUACGGAUGCAUGCUUCAUUCGUGUUAUCGGCUCCGAGCUGGUGCAGAAAUACGUCGGCGAAGGUGCACGCAUGGUGCGUGAGCUAUUCGAGAUGGCACGCUCGAAGAAAGCAUGUCUUAUUUUCUUCGAUGAAAUCGACGCCAUUGGUGGCGCGCGCUUUGACGAUGGUGCAGGCGGCGACAACGAAGUCCAACGUACUAUGCUGGAGCUAAUCAACCAACUGGACGGUUUUGAUCCACGUGGCAACAUCAAGGUCCUAAUGGCGACCAAUCGCCCCGAUACUCUUGACCCUGCUCUGAUGCGGCCUGGUCGUCUUGAUCGUAAGGUAGAGUUUGGUUUGCCCGAUCUAGAGGGUCGCUCACACAUCUUCAAGAUCCACGCGCGUUCCAUGAGCGUCGAGCGUGACAUUCGUUUCGAGCUGCUCGCGCGUCUCUGCCCGAACUCCACCGGUGCUGAGAUUCGUUCGGUGUGCACCGAAGCGGGCAUGUUCGCCAUUAGGGCGCGCAGGAAAGUCGCCACCGAGAAAGACUUCCUGGAAGCCGUCAACAAGGUCAUCAAGUCGUAUGCGAAGUUCUCCGCUACGCCGAGAUACAUGACUUACAACUAAAUUAACUAACAUUUAAUUCAUGUAGGGAUCUUUGAAAUUACAGCUAAGACGUUUUGGGAUCCAGUUUAUAAUUUUAUGUAGUACACAUUACACACUACAUCUCUUUCGUUUACUUCAUAUAAUCAUGGUUCGUAAUAAUCGUGUGAAAUUUUUAAGAUGUUUAUCCUUGAUCCUAAUCAAUUCUUUUUUUUUAUUUGUGUUUGUGUGUAAAUAAAUUGUACAUCCACUUUUAUUAA